Messenger RNA from Coniosporium apollinis CBS 100218, 3147 nucleotides. RefSeq lists its product as uncharacterized. Gene Ontology annotation, molecular function: metal ion binding. Gene Ontology annotation, biological process: protein processing. NCBI's taxonomy places the organism in Eukaryota, Fungi, Ascomycota, Dothideomycetes. Bases 1 to 3147 code for a protein of 1048 amino acids. Gene Ontology annotation, cellular component: mitochondrial matrix. The transcript has 2 exons. The record is from RefSeq and is a predicted model, not a curated record.
AUGCUUCGCCCUUCUCGAGCAUCGUUAUGGAAGUCGCGGACUCUUGCUCCAUGUUUACCACACCGCGCGCCUCGCAAUCAGCGCCGAGGUUAUGCAUCGAUAACGGAUCCAAGCUCGUACCCGAAGCCUGGGGAGCAGGUACAUGGCUUCACGUUGAAGCGUGUCAAGCAAGUGCCAGAGCUUGAGCUUACUGCGCUACACCUCCAGCAUGACAAGACCGGUGCUGACUAUCUCCACGUCGCGCGGGAUGACUCUAACAAUGUCUUCUCCAUCGGUUUCAAGACUAACCCGCCAGAUGACACUGGAGUACCUCAUAUCUUGGAACACACCACUCUAUGUGGCAGUGAGAAAUACCCGGUUCGCGAUCCCUUCUUCAAGAUGCUUCCUCGCUCGCUCUCAAACUUUAUGAACGCCUUUACAUCCUCUGACCACACCACCUACCCUUUCGCUACUACAAAUCCCCAAGACUUCAAGAACUUAAUGUCCGUAUACCUCGAUGCCACUUUACGGCCCCUGCUGAAGGCAGAGGACUUCACCCAGGAGGGAUGGCGCAUAGGUCCGGAGAACCCUCUGGCGUCAAAGUCUGAACAAUCGCAAGACGCGGCAGGCAGCCGGUUGGUCUUCAAGGGGGUUGUCUACAACGAGAUGAAGGGCCAGAUGUCGGAUGCUAGCUAUCUAUACUACAUUAGAUUUCAAGACCACCUAUUUCCAGCUAUCCACAAUUCUGGCGGGGAUCCGCAGAAGAUCACCGACCUCACCCAUGAGCAGCUGCAGAAGUUCCAUUCAGAGCAUUAUCAUCCGAGCAAUGCGAAGAUCUUUACCUACGGUAACAUGCCUCUAGGCGACCAUUUGAAAGAGAUUGGCGCACAGCUUGAGACUUUCCAGAAGAUCUCAGUAGAUUCAGACAUCAAGUCACCGAUAGAUCUCUCAAAUGGGCCUCAAGAGGUAACGCUAAAAGGGCCCACGGACCCCUUGGUGCCACCGGAUAUGCAACACAAAACCUCAACUACCUGGCUGAUGGGCGAUACCUCGAACGUUCUCGAGAGCUUCUCCUUGGGCAUUCUCUCGUCGCUUCUUCUGGACGGUUACGGAUCUCCCCUAUAUCGCGCUUUGAUCGAAGUUGGCCUUGGACCUGACUGGAGCCCAAAUACUGGAUUCGAUGCAUCAGGGAAGACGGGAGUUUUCUCGGUUGGCCUGAAUGGGGUCAAGCAGGAAGAUGUUUCUAGGGUGAAGGAGGCCAUCUUCAAUACUCUGACCGAAGUGCGCGAGAAAGGGUUCGAUGAGAUCAAGGUUAAUGGCAUCCUUCAUCAGCUUGAGCUCGCUCUAAAACACAAGACAGCAAGUUUUGGAAUGGGCUUGAUGCAGCGCUUGAAACCAGGCUGGUUCAACGGCGUUGAUCCAUUCGACGCUCUGGCAUGGCAGGAGACGGUAUCCGCAUUCAAAGCAAGAUAUGCAAAGGGAGACUAUCUCGAGAGUCUGCUGGACAAAUACCUGCUCAACGACAACACUUUAACCUUUACCAUGGAGCCGUCACAGACGUUUUCACAGGAGCUGGCGGCCGAAGAGAAGGACAGGCUAGCAUCGAAGAUUCUGGAGACGACGAAGAAUUUUCCCAGCGAAGAAGAGGCGCACGAGUACUUGGAGAAGCGGGAGCUGGAACUACUUGAGGUCCAGGAAAAGGCGCGAAACCAGGAUCUUAGUUGUCUCCCAACGGUACACGUCAAAGACAUCGUACGCCAGAAGGAGCGGAAAGAGACAAGACAGUCAACGCUAGGUGAUAUUAAGGUGCAAUGGCGGGAAGCUCCUACCAACGGCUUGACCUACUUCCGUGCUGUCAAUACUUUGGACGGACUGCCUGAUGAACUGCGUGAGCUGGUUCCUCUGUUCAGCGAUUCAAUCAUGCGUCUUGGCACCAAGGACAAGACGAUGGAACGGCUAGAGGAGCUCAUCAAGCUUAAGACUGGCGGUAUCUCUAUAGGCUACCACUCGACGAGCUCACCACUCACUCUGGACAAGUAUGAGGAAGGGUUUGCUUUCUCCGGCUACGCCUUGGAUCGCAACCUUCCCGCAAUGUACGAGCUGCUGCAUACGCUCAUCAUGGAAACCGACUUCGACAGCCCCAAGGCCGAGAAGCAGAUCAGGCAGUUAUUACAAGGCGCCGCCAGUGACGCCGUUAACGUAAUUGCGGGAUCUGGUCAUGCCUAUGCUCGCCGCUUCGCCGAGGCCGGACUGAGUCCAGCUGGUAGGCUUCGGGAGCAGACCGCCGGGCUCACACAAGUCAAGCUUACUGCAGGCCUUGCAUCACGACCCGCUGAUGAAUCCUUCAGCGACGUCAUCAGCAAGCUGAAAGCCAUUCAAUCAUUCGCCAUCUCAAACAGCAAAUCCAUGCGCGUCGCACUGACCUGUGGACGCGAGAGCUCGGAUGACAACGAAAUCGCCUUGCAGCAGUUCCUCUCCCGUCUCCCUUCCAAUACCAUCUCUCCAUCCGCCAGCGGAUCGCAGACGGCAUAUCCACGUAACGCCAAAUCCUUCUUCCCUCUCCCCUACCAGGUGUACUACUCCGCCCUAGCCAUCCCAACCGUACCUUACGUCGAUGCCUCCGGCGCCCCGUUACAGAUCCUAGCGCAGCUCCUAACGCACAAUCACCUCCACCACGAGAUUCGUGAAAAGGGCGGCGCAUACGGCGGUGGCGCAUACGCACAAGGUCUCGGCGGUCUUUUCGGUUUCUACAGCUACCGUGAUCCGAACCCGCAGAACACGAUGAAGAUUGUCAGCGAGGCUGGCGCCUGGGCGCGAGAUCGCGUGUGGACGGAGCGCGACCUUGAGGAGGCGAAGCUGAGUGUGUUCCAGAGCCUUGAUGCGCCGGAGAGCGUGAGCCAGGAGGGCAUGACGAAGUUCUUGUCGGGUGUGGACGAGGAAAUGCAGCAGAGGAGGAGGGAGCAGCUGCUUGAUGUUACGGCGGACGAGGUGAGGAGUGUCGCCGAUCGCUACCUGGUGCAAGGGUUCAAGGGUAGCAACCUUGCUAUUCUUGGCGAGAAGAAGGAUUGGGUCAAGGCGCAGGAUGGAUGGAGAAUCCAGGAUUUGGGCAUGGCCGAGAAGGUGCAAGAGAUUCAGGAAAACGUCGAGAGUGUCGAGUCUCCGGCUUGA